This is a messenger RNA of Pelagomonas calceolata, 1288 nucleotides long. Lineage: Eukaryota; Pelagophyceae; Pelagomonadales; Pelagomonadaceae. The record is from the annotation of a GenBank genome assembly.
CUAGCUAAACCGCGCGUCGAGCCCAGCCCCCCGCGCUCGCAGCUGCCAUUCUCUCCGGCCACAUUAUACACCCUGUGACACUCCAUCGUGCAGUCUCGCAACGUGUGCCCAAUUAUUCGCCCUCAAACGCCCUGCAAGCCAAGUAAUCAUGUCUGCCAAAUUAGCAUUCUUCCUGGCCGUGGGCGCCGCAGCCGUCAACGUGAAGACGGAGGAGCGCACGCUCAUUCAUCCGGAGCGCCGCGAACAACUGAACAAGAUCAAGGCCAUGGCCACGACCUGGGAGGCGCGCGCUGGUCGCUGGGCGCGCGAGGCGCCGGGCGCCAGCGCUCCCGUGCUCGGCCAUUUGGGAGACAACAAAUUAAACGUGGCUGCCGCUAAGGAACGCGGCGAGGUCGUCGAAUUCGUGCCGAAGCUGGUCAACCCGAUCCCGGACUCCUUCGAUUCGGCCAAGGAGUGGCCCAAGUGCGCCAAGCUCAUCAACGACAUCCGCGACCAGAGCAAUUGUGGCUGCUGCUGGGCCUUCGCCGGCGCCGAGGCGGCGUCGGACCGCAUGUGCAUCAGUACUGACGGCGAGAAGAAUCUCCCUAUCUCUGCGCAGGACGUCUGCUUCAAUUCGAACGUGAACGGCUGCAACGGCGGCCAGAUCACGACGCCCUGGACCUACAUCCGCUGGCGCGGCGCGGUGAGCGGCGGCCAGUACAACAACACGGGCCCCUUCGGUAACAUGGGACUCUGCUCGAACUGGGGCUUCGGUCAUUGCCACCACCACGGUCCCCAGAGAGAUGAUCCCUACCCCGACGAGGGCGCCGAGGGUUGCAAGUCGGAAAAGUCUCCCCCGGGCCCCACGAAGUGCGACAACUCGGCCAAGGGGUCCCACGCCGACUUCAAGGGGGACAAGUACAAAUUCCACGGCACGACGGAGACGGCGUCGGGCGAGGAGAAAAUUCAACGCAUGAUCAUGGAGGGCGGCCCCGUCGAGACGGCCUUCACCGUGUUUUCGGAUUUUGAGGACUAUGCGGGCGGAAUUUACCAGCGCACGACGGGCAAGCCGGCAGGCGGCCACGCCGUCAAGAUUGUUGGGUGGGGCGUCGAGAACGGCACGAAAUACUGGAAAGUAGCGAACAGCUGGAACCCCUACUGGGGCGAGAAGGGCUUCUUCCGCAUCGUCCGCGGCAAGAACGAGUGCGGCAUUGAGGACCAGGUCACGGGCUCGCCGUCCGGCGCGAAAUGGACGAAGGCGUCCGAGGAGCUCUAGGCCGUACUGUAUACAUUGCUUGUUAAAAAACAC